Contarinia nasturtii (swede midge) is the source of this 1606-nucleotide messenger RNA. RefSeq lists its product as uncharacterized. The transcript has 4 exons. The coding region runs from base 575 to 1576 and encodes 333 amino acids. The record is from RefSeq and is a predicted model, not a curated record. NCBI's taxonomy places the organism in Eukaryota, Metazoa, Arthropoda, Insecta, Diptera, Cecidomyiidae.
UUUAAGUUCUAAUCGCAAAUAUUUGAGAAAAAAAUCUUCAGUUAAAAUGUUAAAACAAUACUUGAAAUAAUUUGUUCGAAUUUGUUUUAUUAGUUGUCAUCGAUGUCAUGUAGAAAAAUGUACAGCUCAGUUCAAAGAGUUGUCAAUUUUGGCGGUUGAAAGAGAGAAACAAUAAAUACACACAAACAAUACAUGCGCGCACUACUCAGCUUUGCCUCUGUGAUGUAAAAUGUAAACGUUCAUGUGAUGUUUGUGCGGCUGUGCGUGUAUUGCUUCCCUCGCACAACACUUAGCUACUCGUUUCCACUGUAUACUUUGCGUCAUAACAUCAACUACAACGAACAACAUGUGCCCAAACAAAUUAUUUGAAUUGUUUUAAUAUUUUGAAUGUGGAUCUUUCUAUAUAUAUAGCCGAGAUUAAAAUUUAAUCUCGUUUGGAUUUUUUAUUUAAAAUUAUGAGAAAUUAUAUUGACAUUAUUUGGCAUUAUUUAGCAUUACUUUUGCAUUAGCUGGAAUUUUAUCGUAGUAGAAUGCAUUUAAAUUUUAGUACUUCUCCCCUUGGUUUAGCUGGACAAUGGAAUCGAUUGGAGAUUCGAUGAAAUAUUUCAAAACCAACGAUGGAUUUGUCUACAAAAAAUCCAAUGAAAAUACGCAGACCGUUUAUUUUGAUUGUUUCAACGAACCGAAUUGCAUCGCUGGAGCUCGUUUUAACAAACAAACCGGCCUCGUCGAAAAAUUUGGCACGCAUUCGCAUGAAAAAUUGGAAGAAAGCGGCAUUUUUAAGAUCGAGUUCGAAUCAUUGUUGAAAAAUCAAGCUCGUUCCAGUGAAUUCGCCAACGUAAGUGUACUCAAUUUGUACAAGAAUGCUCUGGCUGGUUAUUUUAAAGGAAUUUGGCUACCGAACGACCAUAAAGCCACCUUUUUAACCAAGUUGCGGCGUAUUCGCAAGUACGAGAAGGAGAAGGUGAAGGCGGGCAAAGUAUGCACUCGACCAUCUCGUGCUCCUACUUUGACUUCGGUCGUUUCAACUUCUUUAAUGUCACCGAACAGCGUUGCAUCAGAUCACGUCAUAUCAUCCAUUCUUCGUGAAACACCAAAUCAAGUAUCUCCGAUUAUUUUAUCGCCAUCAACACCAAUUCUGAUACCGCCGCCAACACCAUUCGCAAGCGAUCGGCCUUUGCUUCGUCGUUCCACUCGAAGCCAAAAUUCAUUGGUAUUGCAGACCAAUUCAAACUCCUCGACAUCGAGUUCGCCGUUGUCGGAGAAUAUCAACAUUCGUUUGGUUGCCAAAGGGAGUCGCACACCUGUUUGUUUUGUUUCAUGCAAACGUUCGGCCACGAAGACCUCGAUUGAUGCGACAAUUAAGAAAGCAACUCAAUCCAAAAAGAAGAGCACCGUCAAGACAAACGCCACAAAAAAGAAGACCGCUUCCAAGCAGGCCCAUGGUAUGAUGACCCGUUCCAAAACAACAAAGGCUACGUCACGGAAGAAUGUCUCGUUUGCCGAUGGGCUUCAACAGUGCCGACGUAUGCUGUUUGCUUCAAAUGAUGAUUUGAAUAAAAAUGACGAAGCAUAAGCAAUCGGCUCAUUAAAGGAAAUUCCGAUU